This is a messenger RNA of Herpailurus yagouaroundi (jaguarundi), 1985 nucleotides long. RefSeq names its product protein O-glucosyltransferase 1 (gene POGLUT1). Gene Ontology annotation, molecular function: UDP-xylosyltransferase activity; UDP-glucosyltransferase activity. Gene Ontology annotation, cellular component: endomembrane system. The transcript has 11 exons. NCBI's taxonomy places the organism in Eukaryota, Metazoa, Chordata, Mammalia, Carnivora, Felidae. Bases 65 to 1243 code for a protein of 392 amino acids. Gene Ontology annotation, biological process: protein O-linked glycosylation; positive regulation of Notch signaling pathway. The record is from RefSeq and is a predicted model, not a curated record.
AUCUUUGUGCGGGGCCGUGCUUCCGCCGGCGCCGCGGCUGGGACUCUGCAGUGGGCUGCGGGUGAUGGAGCGGUGGGCGCGCCCGCAGCUCCUGCUGUGGCUGCUGUUGCUAUUACUGCCCCCAGUGCUGGGCCGCCAGAAGGAGUCAGGUUCAAAAUGGAAAGUAUUUAUUGACCAAAUUAACAGGUCUUUGGAGAAUUAUGAACCAUGUUCAAGUCAAAACUGCAGCUGCUACCAUGGUGUCAUAGAAGAGGAUCUAACUCCUUUUCGAGGAGGUAUCUCCAGGAAGAUGAUGGCAGAGGUAGUCAGACGGAAACUGGGGACCCACUAUCAGAUUAUUAAGAACAGAUUAUACAGAGAAAAUGACUGCAUGUUCCCCUCGAGGUGUAGUGGUGUUGAACACUUUAUUUUGGAAGUUAUCGGACGCCUCCCUGACAUGGAAAUGGUGAUCAAUGUACGAGAUUAUCCUCAGGUUCCUAAAUGGAUGGAGCCUGCCAUUCCAGUCUUCUCCUUCAGUAAGACAUCAGAGUACCAUGAUAUCAUGUAUCCUGCUUGGACAUUUUGGGAAGGGGGGCCUGCUGUUUGGCCAAUUUAUCCUACAGGUCUUGGACGGUGGGACCUCUUCAGAGAAGAUCUGGUAAGGUCAGCAGCACAGUGGCCAUGGAAGAAGAAAAACUCUACAGCAUAUUUCCGAGGAUCAAGGACAAGUCCAGAACGGGAUCCUCUCAUUCUUCUAUCUCGGAAAAACCCAAAACUUGUUGAUGCAGAAUACACCAAAAACCAAGCCUGGAAAUCUAUGAAAGACACCUUGGGGAAGCCAGCUGCUAAGGAUGUCCAUCUUGUGGAUCACUGCAAAUACAAGUAUCUGUUUAAUUUUCGAGGUGUAGCCGCAAGUUUCCGGUUCAAACACCUCUUCCUGUGUGGUUCCCUUGUUUUCCACGUUGGUGAUGAGUGGCUUGAAUUCUUCUAUCCACAACUGAAGCCAUGGGUUCACUAUAUCCCAGUCAAAACAGAUCUCUCCAAUGUCCAGGAGCUGUUGCAUUUUGUAAAAGCAAAUGAUGACAUGGCUCAAGAAAUUGCUGAAAGGGGAAGCCAGUUUAUUAGGAACCACUUGCAGAUGGAUGACAUCACCUGCUACUGGGAGAACCUGUUGACUGAAUACUCUAAAUUCCUGUCCUAUAAUGUAACAAGAAGGAAAGGCUAUGAUCAGAUUAUUCCUAAAAUUUUGAAAACUGAACUCUAGUCAUCAUCAUUGGACCACAGUCCUCUCUGGCAGCAGCUCUCAGAUAUCCUGUGGUGAGAAGCUUACCAUGAGCGUGGCACCUCUACCUUGAAUUCUGUUAUCAAGCCAAAUACCUGGUUUUCCUUAUCAUGCUGCACCCAGACAACUGAGAAAGAUCAAAAAUGUGUAUAAUAUGGACUCGGAGCAGCUCAACGCUUUGGCUGAAUAAGGACCAGAAAUCAUGAGAUUUGGGUGUUGAACCCAAUUCCACCUUUCAUUUUCUUAAGACCAAUCACAGCUUGUGCCUCAGAUCAUCCAUACAUGUAUGUCCAUCACUGUGAAACCAACUAUGUCCGUCAGAGGAUACUUUGUCCCAUCAUUUGGAGCAGAAAACUAAUCAUUUGGAACUAGUAUAACUCAUCUCUGCAGUUCAGUUAUUCUAGGCUAAUCUUGGUCACUGUAUUUUAAUGUAGGAAGCCCUAUGGGGCUAGUGAAAACCACUUAGGGAUCAUUUCCUGAAAGGUCUAAGGAAGCAGUAGUUGUGCCAUGCAAUGAUGUGGCAGUUCUCUUUUGUAAAAGCAUAAGCUUUUUGGUACUCAGGAGGUUUCUAUAAUGCCACAGAGAAAGGGGCCAAUUGCAUGAGUAAUUAUUGCAAUUGGAUUUCAAGUUCCCCUUUUUUGUGCCUUCACACACUACUUCUUUUUAUGGUCUCUAUUUUAAAAAAAGACAAAAACCUCUUAAUAAAUUUAGAAAGUAGUCCUCA